Messenger RNA from Trypanosoma theileri, 4332 nucleotides. RefSeq lists its product as uncharacterized. The transcript has a single exon. Lineage: Eukaryota; Euglenozoa; Kinetoplastea; Trypanosomatida; Trypanosomatidae. The record is from RefSeq and is a predicted model, not a curated record. The coding region runs from base 1 to 4332 and encodes 1443 amino acids.
AUGCCUCUCUCUCCCCUGCAGAAACAGGGGUAUCCUGCUUCUAUUCUCUUUGAAUCUCGCAAAGGUGGUACACAACGAGUGGUGAUGCUUCCUAUUGAUUUUGGCACCUCCGCUCUUGGUAUAGCGCAGCAGUUGGAGAAACAUAGCGGUAUUGAUGUUAAACACAUGCAAGUAUUGCAGAAGCAUAUCUACACUGGGGAAGUAAUCUGUGCUGAUAGUCAACAUAAUUGUGGAAGUAGCGACAAUACCUUUAUUCCCCAUGGUGUAGGUACUUUAGUCUAUCUUUUGUAUGCUAAACCUGUUGGAAAAGGUGGUACCACUGUUGCAGGUUUACCUCAUACCAUUGUAACUGAGUCUUUUGGUGAAGUAGAAGAAUUGCGUGGAUCUAUUCUGCUUGGAUUUACAAUGUAUAAGGGAACCUUUCGCUUUGGACGACGUCAUGGUAGUGGAAAACUUACUGUGUAUCCACGUUAUAGAAUUAGUUGUACCUGGAAUGAUGAUGCCCCUGUAUUGGAUUGUACACAUUGUGUACUGGAGUACCUUGUCAAGACGAAUAGUACAACAACCUCACUUGGGAAUUCAUCCACUAUAGGUGAAAAAAAACUUCGUAGUAAUAUGAAAAGUAGUAAAAGUUCAUUAGACUAUUUUACAGCACAUGUUUCCAGUCAAUAUCUUGGUAUGACUUCUCUUAUAUCAUCUGGAGUAACACCAAAUCGUGCCUCAUUUGCAGGUCUUGUAUGGGCAGAACAAGCACGUUUUGUUACUGAUGGUGUGGGUGAAAUGUUAUAUUCGCAUGGUGUUCGUUAUUGUGGUUGUUGGCAAUGUGGACAACGACAUGGAUUUGGUGUGGAGUAUGAUCCUAGUACGAAUACACUUUAUAUGGGUGGUUUCCGCUAUGAUCAUAGAGAAGGACCAGGAACUUUACAUUAUUGUAAUACCGGAGCUAUGUUGUGUGGAAGUUGGAAAGAAGGAAAGUUAAUGGAUACAGCUAAUGCGGUUCUACCCACAUGGCCUUUUGUUUUGCAAGGAGCUCUAUGGAAAAAUUAUGAAAACUGGUCCUUUGAUCAUGGUACACUUCUACGCUCAUGUGGAUCUCUUAGUGGAGUUUGGGAACCAUUGUUUGAGAGUUUUGAUGAGGUACUCGCCUCUGUUGUUCAUACUCAACAAGGUUUUUUGCCUAAUACCACUACAGUUGGUAAAGCAGAAGUAUCAGAGGUAGUAGCUACUUCUCAUUCUGAUAAUGAUAAUAAUUCAACUGAGGAUAAAGAGGAAAAAAAACAGGAUAAUCAGAAUAAUAAUAAUAAUAAUAAUAAUAAUAAUAAUAAUAAUAAUAAAGAUGAUGAUGAUGAUUCUGAUGUAAACCACUUUCUUCCACUGCUCUCUUCCAUGUUGCAGCGUCCUGAGUUUAUGGCAUUAUUAGUACCGUUCCAGCGGUGUUUCUAUUUUCUCUACAAGCCAUGUAAUGGAAUUCGAAAUUAUCGAAAUGAAGAAGAGGAAAAGGAAGAAAUAACAGAAGUAGUAGAGAAAAAUAAGGAAGAGUUAUCUCGUGUACCAUUACAAGAGGGAGUUGAUUUGGUUUCACAGCAAUACUCUGUGAGACUUUCCUCACCACCAACGAGUGGAUUUCCCUCUUCCCGUGCAGGACUGCAGACAUCCUCCUCUGAUGAUAUGAAUAUACCUUGGCAUAACACUCACAGACCACAGCGACACUCUGAAGUGAAGAGUGAAAAGAGUUUACCACCACUUCUUUUGCAAUUGCAGGAAAUUGGUCGUAGUUGGAAUCCUGAAGAGGGAACUGUAGGAGUUCCACAGAGCUCUUGUUGGUCCUGUCCAUCGUGGUGUGAAGAAAUGCGAAUGAGCAAAUUUGGCAGUAAAGGUAAUAAUAAUAAUAAUAAUAAUAAUAAUAAUAAUAAUAAUAAUAGUGAAUGUUUCCACUGUUUCCACACGACGAGUGUGUCAGAGGAACUUUCUAAUCGCAUGUCUGCUGCAAAGUUAUUUGAACGCGCCAUGCAUGAUCUCGCCUCCUUUGUUUCUUCAGUACGAUUGCGGUUACUUUCCUACGUUGCCGCACAUCCGGCAGCUUUUCAUAUUUCUGUAAAUGAAAAAAUUCUUGCGGUUUGCUGGGAUUCUAUAUAUGCCCUUGUAGCUCCUGUUAUCCACGAUCUGGCUGCUGCUGCAGAAAUGGAAGCGAUUACUGCCACAACUCUGGCAUUUCAACGUUGUGCUUCUCUCACACGUGCAGACUUUAUUCCACAAUCUAUAUUAAACGAAAUAGCCAUGAAUGUUAGUAGUGAAAGAAGGGAACGUAUAAUAACAGAGCGUUGUUCUCGUCUCUUCGCAUCACCUGUCCAUCACACUCGUUGUGUUGUCUUGCAGACAACUAAUGGAAACUUAUUGCAGUUUGGAUCUACUGUCAUCAGUAAUAAUAGUACUAAUAGUAAUAGUAAUAUGCAUGAUGUAGGGAUUUACGCAUCUCCAGCAGAAAUGUUUGAAACCUUUGCUGCGGUACAUAAUCAAGCGGUGUCUCUCUUCUCACGUAAAUUUAUUUUGCAGGAACGGUGGAUAAGUAGUACUAUUCUGGCUGCGUUCACCCACGCAGAUGGAUUAGAUCCACGCAAUGCACUAAGUCCAUUAGCUCUACUCCGAAUUCUGAACUUCCUUGCAAGUGAAGUGAAUCCACGUUACCCAUUUUCCUAUGAAAAAAUUGAGAAGAGUCAUUCUGAGGCGUUUACAACAAUUCAACAAGAUUAUUCUUCUUGUGGUGAUGAUAGUUGUAAAAAAAGUCCCAGAAAGAGAAAUUUAACUGGAAAUACAAUAGAAAUGGCAGAUGAUGUUGACUAUGAAUGGAGCUUCUCUAUGGACUCCAUACCUACAGUAUCUACUGAUGUAUCUGAGAUUCUCUUAUUGCUCGCUGCAGUCCACGGGGGUGUGGAGCGCUUGCGGAAUGUGUAUCCAUCUAUUCGGUACAGUAGACCCAUCUCACUUGCAGAGGAUCCUGCUAAUUCCAUAAAGAAUACUAAUAAUAAUAAUAAUAAUAAUAAUAAUAAUAAUAAUAAUAAUAAUAGUAGUAUGAGUAGUGGUAUUGGUAUUAGCAUGGGGAAAAUAAAUAUCGUUUAUCCACUAGAUGAGUUGGAGGUCCGCACACGGUUUGUUCUUCUUGUUGGUGCUGAUUUCGUACGGCAAUAUUUUAAACAUAGAGAUGAUCCAUUAGAAAGUGAUUGUGAUAAUAAGAAUAAUGUAAUUGUGGUGGGAGAAGCGAAUGAAAGUGAAAGUGUAAUGAAGAGAGACUCUCGUGCUCUCUGGGCACUUUUUCUCCCUAUGCAUGUUAUGCAAACCGCGUUAAUGGAUCCUGUGAGAAAGAAUAAGAAGAAAUGGGGUGAAGUCUUUCUAUCACAGCAGGAGAAUCUCUUCAGUGAAAGUACAACACAUUUACAGUAUUUAAGCAUGGCAUCAUCUGAACUCUUACUAUGGAUAGUAGAGUGUAUUUGGGAUGUUUUGGAGUCUCCUUGCUAUUCAAAUACCAUACAUACAUUUUCAACACCAAAGAAGACAACAAGACAUUUACAACAACACAAACAACUCAGUUUAACAUUCUUAGCAUCAUCUCCAAAACAACAACAACAACAACAACACUAUGUGGAUCCAACAGAUACUGAAGGAAGAAUGAUGGGAGAAUCUCAAGAGGAAUCCAAUACUACAGAUCAAAAGAUGGAGGGAACACAAUCUCUUUCGUAUCAAUGGACACAUUUUGUUCCAUUCACCGCCCCUUCCCUUCAACGUGGUUCAACAAUAACACCAACAACAACAACAACAACAACAACUGGAGUAUGCGUACAAGCACCUACACUUCUCACAGAAGGUGAACUUUUGCAGGUUUCAUUGCUGCAACAACUUCUCGCAGAUGUUGGAGUUCAGAUGGAACUCCGCAUGCGAUUUUGUUAUGAUAAUGAGGAGGAUGCCGUAUUGUUGUUUCCCAUGGAAGGACCUUUAUCCUCAACCUCCAGUGGAGAUGCUUCUGGAAUGGAUUUUAGCCCCCGCAAAAGAAGACUACGAACAGCAACAGCAACAACAACAAUAUCAUCAUCAUCAUCAUCAGUAGCAGUAGCCGUAGUAGAGGAAACUCCUAUUACAAGUACAACCGCCCGUUGUGUUGGAAAGGAGGCAAGUCUAUCACUUUAUGUAGAUCCUACUUUUCUUGGAUCUCGUGUGUGGGAAGUACUGGCAGAUGCGUGGAUUAAAGCACUCAUCAUACUUCGUGCUAAAAAUGUUUCGCUUCCACAGCAUGUGAAACGUAAGCCCAUUUGUACUGAUGUAGUGGAAUGCAUGAGUUGA